Molecule: messenger RNA, 891 nt
Organism: Theobroma cacao (cacao)
Lineage: Eukaryota; Viridiplantae; Streptophyta; Magnoliopsida; Malvales; Malvaceae
Source: RefSeq, a predicted model, not a curated record
UUACGAUGAUUAUGUCAGCACUACGUUAAAAUCCCCACUGCCCACCUGACCCUCUUGUCACAAAUUAUUCUUCCCCCUCUCUCUGAUUCCCCGCCAUCGUCAAAAGUAAUACCUUUUCUUCUUCUUCUUUCCUUACAUAGCUCCGCUAUUGCAAGUGUCUGUUACUCUGUUUCCUAAAUCUUUCUGACAUGGAUGCAGGAAAUUGCCUUGAGGCGGUCGCUAUGCGAGUUGCAUUGGAAUGGGAGAGAGAAAAGACCAGGGUUAUGAAAGAGUCGUUGAGAGAUGAUGAACUUGCACUUCUAGAGAAGGCGCUAGAACACUCCAUGCUAAUGGGAAAGAAGGAGGAAACGCUUGCAGAGAUAGAAUUACAGGAAAAACUGAUUGACGAUUUCAUGGUUUUCAUUGGAGCUGUUGAGAAUAACGAUGUCGAGAUUGCUCAGAAUUUUGAUGAGAAAGCUAUGAUGGACGCUAUUGUUGCUAUGCUGAACAGUGAGGGCAACUCUGGCGGGAACGGUGAAGGACUUGGCGGCGCUUACGGCGGGCAUAACGAUCUUGACGUCGCUAUUGAAGGAACAGGGCGUGACGGCGGUGAAGGCAGCUAAGCUGGUGGAGACGGCUGCAGUUGCAACUGUGACCGCCGUAAGUAGUGUCGUUGGUGCAAACGGCGGCAGUUGCUAUGGUGACCACCGUAAGUUGGGUCAUUGGUUAUUGGUGGGUAAUGGAGAAAUGGUAUUUAAUGAUCUGUUUUUGUAAUAAUUAUGAGUAACUUGUUUACAAAUACCUAUACUUAGCUUUGUUCUGCUAAAACUUGGAUUUCUUGAAGUGCGUUAAAGGCACGUCUUCUGUGGAUUUAAUUCAAUAAACUUCUGCUGGAAAGUGAUUGAAAUAUGA